AUGAUCAACAGAAAAGACUCUGACAUGCUCCACAGCUUGGAAAAACGGUUAGCAAAGAUUGAACAACAAACGCAUUACAUUAUCUUUACCCUCCAACAAUUAAAUAACAUACUCGAUGAAUACAUACAAAACCACGAGGAAAGUACACAGCACCCUCAUCACAUUACUUUAAACACACACCAUCCACCAAUUGAAACCGUCAAUAAUUCAAAUGUUGAAAAACCAGAGAAAAAGCCACCAGAAAUUAAUACCGAACGACCAACGCCACUAACACCUGAGAAAACAAGCAUGAGAAUACAACCCAAGAAACCACGUACAACCGUCAAAGCCAAGCCAAGAAGAAAAACUAACCAAAAGAUGAACAAAGUUCACAACCACGUUGUUCAUGACGACGAUGAAAUUGGACAAGCACUUACGAUCCACUUGACCAAACAUCAACUCGACAAGAAACAUGUAGUGGUUAGAGGAUUAAGAAAAAAACAUCUCACCCUUUAUUGGAUCCAGGAUUGCUCUCCACCCUGCUGUACCACGACUAUUAUGACAUGA
Molecule: messenger RNA, 546 nt
Organism: Naegleria lovaniensis
Lineage: Eukaryota; Heterolobosea; Eutetramitea; Acrasida; Naegleriidae
Exons: 1
Coding region: 1-546 (181 amino acids)
Source: RefSeq, a predicted model, not a curated record